Molecule: messenger RNA, 2766 nt
Organism: Pipistrellus nathusii (Nathusius's pipistrelle)
Lineage: Eukaryota; Metazoa; Chordata; Mammalia; Chiroptera; Vespertilionidae
Source: the annotation of a GenBank genome assembly
AUGAAGACCUUCUGGAAAAUUUCAGUUUUCUUCUUUGUAUGCAGUUUCCUGGAACCCUGUGCAUCUGCGACUACUGUCAAGCGUCGCCCAAGGUUUCCUAUCAAUUCAGUUCCUAAUGGUGAAAAUGAGCUCUGUCCAAAAGUCAGAAUUGGCCAAGAUGAUUUACCAGGGUUUGACUUGAUUUCUCAGUUCCAGGUAGAUAAAGCAGCAUCUAGAAGAGCUAUACAAAGGAUAGUGGGAUCAACUGCAUUACAAGUGGCUUACAAAUUGGGAAAUAAUGUAGACUUCAGGAUUCCAACCAGGCAUUUAUAUCCCGGUGGACUGCCUGAAGAAUACUCCUUUUUAACUACUUUUCGGAUGACUGGAAGCACACUUGAAAAGCACUGGAGCAUUUGGCAGAUUCAGGACUCCUCAGGGAAGGAGCAAGUUGGCGUGAAGAUUAAUGGCCAAACAAAAUCUGUUGCAUUUUCAUACAAGGGGCUGGAUGGAAGUCUCCAGUCUGCAGCCUUUUCAAACUUGCCCUCCUUGUUUGACUCCCAGUGGCAUAAGGUUAUGAUUGGUGUGGAAAGGAGCAGUGCCACUCUUUUUGUUGACUGCAAAAGGAUUGAAUCCUUGCCCAUAAAGCCAAGAGGCCAAAUCAAUGUCGAUGGCUUUGCUGUGCUGGGAAAACUUGUAGAUAAUCCUCAAGUUUCUGUGCCGUUUGAACUUCAGUGGAUGCUGAUCCAUUGUGACCCACUUAGACCCAGCAGAGAAACUUGCCACGAGCUGCCAGCCAGGAUAACGCCCAGCCAGGCUCCCGAGCAGAGAGGUCCCCCAGGCGAGCAGGGCCCACCGGGGCCUCCAGGGCCCCCUGGAGUUCCAGGCAUCGAUGGCAUUGACGGUGACCGAGGCCCAAAGGGUCCACCAGGCCCCCCGGGUCCUCCUGGAGAACCUGGGAAACCGGGAGCUUCUGGCAAGCCUGGCACGCCUGGCGCUGACGGAUUAACAGGACCUGAUGGAUCUCCAGGCUCUGGGGGGCAAAGAGGACAAAAAGGAGAACCUGGUGUGCCGGGAUCACGUGGAUUUCCAGGCCGUGGCAUUCCUGGACCCCCUGGUUCUCCUGGGGGAGCAGGUCUCCCUGGAGAGCUUGGCCGUGUGGGACCAAUUGGUGACCCUGGGAAAAGAGGACCACCUGGCCCCCCUGGACCCCCAGGACCCAGUGGAACGAUUGGCUUUCAUGAUGGCGAUCCGCUGUGUCCCAAUGCCUGUCCACCAGGUCGCUCAGGAUAUCCAGGCAUUCCUGGCAUGAGAGGACAUAAAGGGGCUAAAGGAGAAAUUGGUGAACCUGGAAGACAAGGUCAUAAGGGUGAAGAAGGAGACCAAGGAGAACCAGGAGAAGUCGGAGCUCCAGGACCUCCAGGCUCUCAAGGACUGAGAGGCAUCACCGGCAUAGUUGGGGAAAAGGGAGAAAAAGGUGCUCGGGGUUUUGAUGGAGAACCUGGGCCUCGAGGUAUUCCUGGUGCAUUUGGUGAUCAAGGACAGCGAGGACCUCCAGGAGAAGCAGGUCCCAAGGGAGACAGAGGGGCUCCAGGUUCUAGAGGAAUUCCUGGCCUCCCUGGGACCAAAGGAGACACGGGCUUGCCAGGCGUGGACGGCCAUGACGGGAUCCCUGGAAUACCCGGAACAAAGGGUGAACCAGGGAAACCUGGGCCUCCUGGGGAUGCAGGACUGCAGGGGUUACCUGGUGUGCCUGGAAUUCCUGGUGCAAAGGGUACUGCGGGUGAAAAGGGUAACACGGGCGCUCCAGGGAAACCUGGCCAAUUGGGGAAUUCAGGCAAACCGGGCCAACAGGGGCCGCCAGGAGAGGUGGGACCCCGAGGACCCCAGGGGCUUCCAGGCAGCAGAGGAGAAGUUGGACCCAUGGGACCCCCAGGCGUACCAGGUAAACUGGGCUCUCCUGGUAGCCCUGGCCUCCCUGGCUUGCCUGGCCCCCCCGGACUUCCUGGAAUGAAAGGUGACAGGGGUGUAGUCGGUGAACCUGGUCCAAAGGGUGAACAGGGUGCCUCUGGUGAAGAAGGUGAAGCAGGAGAAAGGGGUGAACUUGGAGAUACAGGAUUACCUGGCCCAAAGGGAACUGUGGGUAACCCCGGGGAGCCUGGCUUGCGGGGGCCUGAAGGCGGCCGGGGGCUCCCCGGAGUGGAAGGACCGAAAGGACCGCCGGGACCCCGAGGCGUGCAGGGAGAACAGGGCGCCACCGGCCUGCCUGGCAUCGAGGGCCCUCCCGGGAGAGCGCCCACAGAUCAGCACAUCAAGCAGGUUUGCAUGAGGGUCAUGCAAGAGCAUCUUGCUGAGAUGGCUGCUAGUCUUAAGCGUCCAGACUCGGGAGCUUCUGGCCUUCCCGGGAGGCCUGGACUCCCGGGUCCCCCAGGGCCCCCUGGAGAGAAUGGCUUCCCGGGCCAGAUGGGACUCCGCGGCCUCCCAGGCAUGAAGGGGCCCCCUGGGGCUCUUGGUCUGAGGGGGCCUAAAGGUGAAUUGGGAGAAAAGGGAGAGCGUGGCCCUCCAGGAAGAGGUGCCAAGGGUUUGCCUGGAGCUACAGGUCUACCAGGUGACCCAGGUCCUGCCAGCUUUGGGAGGAAUGGCCGGGAUGGUGAGCGAGGCCCUCAAGGGGUGGCAGGCAUUCCUGGUGUGCCCGGUCCCCCAGGCCCAGCUGGCCCUCCUGGUUUCUGCGAGCCAGCGUCCUGCACCAUGCAGGCUGGCCAGCGAGCCUUCAGCAAAGGGCCAGUCUAG